AUGACCACCUCCUUGGUUCUAAACCCUCGCUGGCCAGCGGACACGGUGAUGUUUGUGUAUGAAAACAAUCUAGACGAUCUGAACAAGAACAUGGAGGGGCUGGUGGGCAGCAGCAACUUCGCCGCGAGCCAGUGCCGCAACAUAAUGGCGCACUCUGCGGCGGCCGCAGCUCUGGGCGGCCACCCGUCCGGCCUGGUGCACUCUUCAACCGGAUACCCCACGGUGGAGGUGUCCGCGUCAGGCUCCAGUGAGACAGGCGGGCCUGCGGGGAAGCAGUGCGCGGCAGGACCGUGUCCUGGUGCCGCCAUGCCGCACCAGAGCUCUUCUGCCGCCAACUCGUUACCAUACAGCUACUUCGGUAACGGCUACUACCCGUGCAGGAUGGGGCGGGGUUCUGUGAAGUCUUGCACUCAGGCUGCGGGGCCCGCGCUCAGCUCGCAGUACAUGGACACCACGGUGAACCCCGACGAUUACCCAAACCACCGCGCCAAAGAGUUCGCCUUUUAUCACGGAUACCCGAGCCCGUACCAGUCCAUGGCCAGCUACCUGGACGUGUCGGUGGUCCAGACGCUGGGCAGCGAGCCGCGCCAUGACACGCUGCUGCCGAUGGACAGCUACCAGCCCUGGGCUCUGACAAACGGCUGGGGGGGACAGAUGUACUGCAAGGACCAGGGCCAGGCAGGACACCUCUGGAAGUCUGCUCUGGCUGAUGCCGUGGCGCACCAGCACGACGGCUCUCAUUUCCGCCGCGGCAGGAAGAAGCGGAUACCGUACACCAAGCUGCAGCUGAAGGAGCUGGAGAAGGAGUACUUCGCCAACAAAUUCAUCACCAAGGACAAGAGGAGGAAGAUCUCCGCCGGCACCAACCUGUCCGAGCGGCAGAUCACCAUCUGGUUCCAGAACCGGCGUGUGAAGGAGAAGAAGUUCGUGGCCAAAGUGAAGACCCCCGCUCCGUAG
Molecule: messenger RNA, 957 nt
Organism: Gymnodraco acuticeps
Lineage: Eukaryota; Metazoa; Chordata; Actinopteri; Perciformes; Bathydraconidae
Gene: hoxb13a
Product: homeobox B13a
Exons: 2
Coding region: 1-957 (318 amino acids)
Biological process (GO): regulation of transcription by RNA polymerase II
Molecular function (GO): DNA-binding transcription factor activity, RNA polymerase II-specific; RNA polymerase II cis-regulatory region sequence-specific DNA binding
Source: RefSeq, a predicted model, not a curated record